This is a messenger RNA of Dreissena polymorpha, 5267 nucleotides long. RefSeq lists its product as uncharacterized. The record is from RefSeq and is a predicted model, not a curated record. NCBI's taxonomy places the organism in Eukaryota, Metazoa, Mollusca, Bivalvia, Myida, Dreissenidae. The transcript is spliced from 3 exons. The coding region runs from base 856 to 4419 and encodes 1187 amino acids.
AUGUUUUACAUCACUGCAAAAAAAAGUUUUGCUUUAUUCUUAAAGCAAAUAGUGUUUAUGUUUAUAAUGCAAUAUAGUCUUAUCUCAUUCUGAAUAUAAACAUUCCUGCAAUACAGUAGUAAGUCAACUUACUACAUUAUUGCACAUACAUUUUAUUGAUCUUCAUGGUAUUUGUUCCUGCAAUACAGUCUCAGUCAACACAAUGUGAUGUCAUAAUGUUGUCAUAAUGUUGAUGACAUCAUCAGUUUAUCUUGGAAAAUGGUUUAAAUAGUAUUUUACAACAUCUUGAGUUAUUUUCAAACUCGUACAUCUCAUAUAAUAUCUACAAGAUCAAAUGUUUGAUGCACCUUUUUAAAACCAUGCCAAAGGUAAGAUUAUUAAUUUAUUAUGUUGUUGUUUCUUUAAUUUAAGCAUUCCAUUUAAUACUUUUAUAUAAUAUUAUGAGAUUAAAGCAUUACAAAAUCUGAAAUUAUUCAUUGUGCAGGUAAAAAAGCAUUGGUUCUUUUGCACUUAUAAAAAUAUUAAUUGGUCAAACAGGUGUAAUUGAUAAUUAUGGUGUCGCCCAAGAAGUCACGGGUUCGAUCACUACUUAAAGAGCAUUCUUUAGUUCUCAGAAAAUUAUGUAUAAAUUUAGCCAAGCAUUGUUUUAUCUUUUGCAGUGCAUCUGCAAGUAUAUAAAUUUUGUUCAAACAAAGCAGAACAAUUAAUGAAGUUCUACAAUGAAAUUAGUUUACUACAUGUAUUCAGAAUCGUGGCGAUUACAACAGCCUGUAUUCUGUAGAAUUUUUAACUUACCGUGGCCAGGUUGGUUUUAAUAUAACAGCAUAAAAAUAAAUAAGAAAGAGACCUUCCAAUAUGAUGGUGGUACAAGCCAGUUACAGUCAAGGGCAUUUGAAGUUUGGUGGAAAUGGUCGACAGUGCAUAGCAAAUGCCAUAUGCGCUGCGCAAAAGUGUUCACAGUCAAAUCCAUCUGAAUGGGACACCUCAGCACUUGACUCUAUUUUAAAAGAAGGUGACAUUAUGUAUCAAUCAAUUGCUUUGAAAAAGCAAUACUUGUGUAUUGAAGACAUUCCAAAGUCUGUUUGUAGACUUGAAAAUAUUGUUUAUGGAUCUUUGUCUAUUGGUGCUGAUAAUGACUCAACAUUUGUUAGUUUAGAAGAUGCUAUUGGUAAGUGUAUUGGUACAGCAGAAACUGCGGGUUGCAUGUUUACUAUGGGGGAUUUAGAACCAUGCUAUUCAAGUGCCUUAAUGAAGCAUUCUAAUACAUAUUUCUUUUUUGACCCUCACAGUCGAAAUGAGUGUGGUAUGCUCAGCUCAGAUGGCAAAGCUACCUUAACCUCACAUUCUAAUGUCUCCUCCCUUUGCUUGUUUAUAAGACAUCUAGCUGCUUCCCUUAAACUUCCUUCAUCAGUUCCAUUUGAACUAUCAAUGGUAAACAAUGAAAACACAGCACAUUCUGAUUCAGAUAGUGAGUUUUCAGGGUUUGAUCCUGUAAGUGACAGUGAAUACACAAAGCGUGUUGCAAACUCAGUUGUUGAAAGCUCUAGUGUUAGCACAUGCUCAAGUGUUUCAUCUAUAUCUGACUUUGAUUGCAGUAAUGCAGGGUCUGAUUUUGAUCACAUGAUUAUGGAAACAAUAGUUGGGUUAGAUGAUAGUGCCACCUUUUUGCAAUCAAUUGAUUUAUCUACCUUUUCUGAAGAAAGAGCACACAAAAGCCAUUCAAGCAAACAUGAUGUUGACUCAUCACUUAAUGAAAAGGUUUUAAGUGAUGUACCCAUAAGUAAAAGACAGAUUGACAAGAAUAUAAAUGACCAUUGCAUUUAUAGCAAAUUUUAUGAAAAUGUUGAAGGUGAGGAUUUUGAUUGUGAAGAUGAUGAUUCAAAAGAUCCAGACUAUGUGCCUGAUGGUGAUGAUGAUUAUCAUCAAGAUGAUCAUAAUGAUGGUGAUGAUGAAAUUGUGCAGGUUAACAAUAAUGUUAUACGUACAGAUGAUGGUUUGUCAGACAAUGAUGAAGACAAUAUUCCUUUGAGUAAACUAAGAGAUGAAGACAAUAUUCCUUUGAGUAAACUAAGAGGUCAGGUGACACAAAUGGAUGUAAGUGGUUUAGUUCAGGUGACACAUACGGAUGUAAGUGGUUUAGUUCAGGUGACACAUACGGAUGUAAGUGGUUUAGCUGAGGUGACACAAACGGAUGUAAAUGGUUUAGCUCAGGUGACACAUACAGAUGUAAGUGGUUUAGCUCAGGUGACACAAAUGGAUGUAAGUGGUUUAGUUCAGGUGACACAAACAGAUGUAAGUGGUUUAGCUCAGGUGACACAAACAGAUGUAAGUGGUUUAGCUCAGGUGACACAAAUGGAUGUAAGUGGUUUAGUUCAGGUGACACAAACAGAUGUAAGUGGUUUAGCUCAGGUGACACAUACGGAUGUAAGUGGUUUAGCUCAGGUGACACAAAUGGAUGUAAGUGGUUUAGCUCAGGUGACACAAACAGAUGUAAGUGGUUUAGCUCAGGUGACACAUACGGAUGAAAGUGGUUUAGCUCAGGUGACACAAAUGGAUGUAAGUGGUUUAGUUCAGGUGACACAAACGGAUGUAAGUGGUUUAGCUCAAGUGACACAAACAGAUGUAAGUGGUUUAGCUCAGGUGACACAAACGGAUGUAAGAGGUUUAACCAGACCAGUAAAUGGAAGAGGGAGAAAAAGGCUUAGAAACGAACAUCAGUGGAAAAGGACAGUGGCCAAAAGAUCAAGGGUUCAAGGUAAGACCUAUAUUUCUUUGAUGACAGGGAAGCAGCAAUUAGCCCGUCUUAUUCGUCCAGGCUGUGGCCACUCGUGCCGAUAUAAAUGCCACAAAAAGUUUUCACUAAAUGACCGCGAGAGCAUUUUUCAUUCGUUCUGGCAAUUGGGCGAAGUCUCAAAACAAUGGCAGUAUGUUGGAACAUAUGCUAAACAAAAACCUAAGCAAGUUCAAAAAAGCUCAGGGGGUAAUAGAAAGGUUUCUAUUCAAUGGAGUCUCCCGAAGCAAGGCACUGGACCAGAAAAGGUAUGUAAAACCUUCUUCCUUCAUACACUUGACAUUUCAGAGACUGUUAUUAAAACAGCUCACCGAAAACUGGGGAUGUUGGGUGUCAGUGAAAAAGACAUGCGAGGUAAGCAUAGAAACAGACCAAACACUGUGUCGUGUGAUGCGAAGGAUCGAGUGAGGCAACAUAUAGAAUCUUUCCAAUGUGUCGAUAGCCAUUAUUGUAGGAAAGACACAAGUAAAAGGUACUUGCCAGCACAGUUAAAUGUAAAAAAAAUGUAUCAGUUGUAUAAAGAGCAAUGCCAACAAGAAGAUUUAUCACCUGUACAUAUUUCGAUGUACAGAAAAAUAUUUGACUGUGAGUACAACCUUUCUUUUCAUAAACCUAUAAAGGAUAGAUGUGACUUCUGUGUUUCUGUUGAAAAUGCUGGUCCAGAUGUCAAACAAGCCCAACAAGGUGAAUAUAACAGGCACAUCAACAAUAAAAUAAAAUCCCGACAGAGCAAAGCUGAUGAUAAAGAAAAGGCCAAAACUGAUCAUGAUAUAUGUGUAGCAUGUUUUGAUCUUGAACAGGUCCUGCUCACACCUCACAGUAAUGAAUCAUGUUUAUAUUAUAAAAGAAAACUGUCAUCAUUCAAUUUUACAAUAUAUGACCUAUGCACUAAGGAUGGCUAUUGCUAUAUAUGGAACGAAGUCAUUUCUGGCCGUGGGGCAUGUGAGAUUGCGUCUUGUGUGCUGGAUUUUAUCAAGGCUAAACGAAAAAAAGGUAUUAAGCACUUUAUAUUCUACUCUGAUAAUUGCUCAUCCCAAAACAAAAAUAAAUACUACAUAACUAUGCUUUGGCAUUCCCUUCAAAGUCUUGGUAUCAGCACCAUACAACACAAAUACCUUAUCAAAGGUCAUACUCAAAAUGAGGCUAAUAGCAUACAUGCCUGUGUCGAGGCAGCAUCAAGAAAGAUUUCAAUAUACACAACUGCUCAGUGGUCAGCUGUUGUUCGAACAGCUAGGAGAGAACAACCAUACAUUGUUAAAGAGAUGGGCCCCACUGAUUUCUUUGACUUUAAGGCAAUAUCGGUACAAUUGAAAAAUUUUCACCUCAAUGAAAACAAUGAGAAAGUGGACUGGCAUUCUAUCCAGUUAUUGAAAUUAAACAGUGAAUCCCCAAACAAGUUUGACUACCAAACUGAUUAUGAUGGUCUAGUCAAAUCUGUAGAUUUGUUCAAGCGUCUACGCUCAUCAUGUGGGGAUGUUCCAACUCCUUGCCAAAUAAUGCUCUCUGUUCUUCACACUGAGUUGAUACCACUUGGUAGGGACAAGUAUGUUGACCUUGUUCACUUAUGUUCAAAGGGAAUCAUUCCACGGGUACACCACCCCUUUUAUCUAUUGUUACCCCACCAGUAACUCCAAUUGGUCAUAUUUAAGCAUGGCAAUAUUAUGCAGAAUGUAACAUUUAUAACUCCAUUUUAAUGUUAUUUAAUUAUUAACUGAUGUAGUUCUUAGAGAUUCUGUAAGAACUAUCUCUAUUUUUUACUAUGUCAGACAUGCCUGAUCAAGUUAAACAAUAAUUAAGAAAUAACAAUAAAACAAAUUUCUGAACAAUGUUUAAAGUAUUAUUCAAAUUAGAAUAAUAAUGUCUAAAGUAUGUAGCAUUUAUAUACUGAGACAUUGUUCUUGUCCAUAAACAACUUAACAGCAAGUAUAGUUGACAGGUCUGUAGAUACAAAUCAACAUCACUUAUGCAAAUUCAUUAUUGUAUUCUAGUUUAUUGGUGUGCAUUAGGACAUACUGGAUCAGGUGAAUAAUAAUUAGUAUUAUUCAUACAUUAACGUCAGUAUCAUUUUUUAACAUUAACAAAAAAUGAAAAAUUUAUAUUAUAAUAUUAUACAUAACGAUUUGCCUGCUGUCAGUUACUUCAUUGUUAUUUUAUCAGUUUAAGUUCUAUCUAAUGUGUGCACUGAAAUAUUGAAAUUACUGGAAACUUGUGAUUUUAUAAUACAAAAUGAAACAAAUCAUGAAAUAUUUAAGAAAUGUGAUGUUUUUGCCUAUUUAUAAAGAUAAUAAUGUUAAUGAUAAUCAUUUUGCAGUAUUUUCCAUGUUUAUCUACUCUUUGAUCAGCGAAUUUGUAUAAAAAUAUUGACAAUACCAUUAAACUUUGUUCAAUUUAUCACACCAAAUGCCAAUUAUAUGCAAAUAUGCACAUUUUUAGUGUAACAUGUGUUGAAAAAGUAAAAAAAUAAAAAAAGUUCACU